This is a messenger RNA of Papaver somniferum (opium poppy), 2708 nucleotides long. Its product is annotated as bifunctional TH2 protein, mitochondrial-like. The transcript has 7 exons. Lineage: Eukaryota; Viridiplantae; Streptophyta; Magnoliopsida; Ranunculales; Papaveraceae. Gene Ontology annotation, cellular component: cytosol. Bases 431 to 2554 code for a protein of 707 amino acids. The record is from RefSeq and is a predicted model, not a curated record.
AGAAAUUGCAUCGUCUGUCGUUACAGUUAAGGUUUUAGAUUGGAUUUUAGGGUUCCAAAUGCAUCGUUUCUUCUAAUUUCAGUACUUGUAAUAGCUUUUAGUUGCCAAUUUGAUGAUCAAUGGGCGGUUUCGCUACUGAUUAUCUGAAGAGUGAAAAACUCCCUACACCAGCAGAGAUGAUUCAACCCCGUUAUAACUCGGAGUAUAUAUUCCUAAUCAAGCAGCAGCGGCAGCCGAUGUAUGAAAUACAUCCAAGCGCGGCUAAGGCUAAGCAAGCCUCUUUGGUGCAGCCGAGGUACAAAUGGCGCUUCUCCAGGAAUCAUCAAAACAAGUUGAAGAAUCAUCAGAAGAAGUUGUUGAAAUCAUGUCUACAUCAGAACAAGUUCAAGAAUCAUCAGAAUUAUCAAAAUAAGUUGUUGAAAUCAACAGCAUGUCGACAUCAGAACAAGUUGAAUCAGAAUCAUCAGAAUCUAAGAUUAGUAUUUCAGAACGAUUAUGGAAAAACUGUGAGAAUGAAGCACUGUACUUCUGGUAUUUACCUUUGUUUCUUCACGUGAAUUCUGGAAGUUUUGAUGAUAAAGAAUUUUAUCAAUAUAUUGCUAAUUAUGCACAUUUGCUGAACAAUUUUCUGGAAGUGUUCAAGUUAGCAGCAAAUCAAUGUGAAGAUGAUUCUGAUAAAGCUGCAUUCUUAAGGUGGAGUAAAAAUGUGAAGCAAGAACUGGAAAGGCACAAUUCUUUUGUUGAACAGAAACUGGGUUUUGACCCUACAAAAGAAACCAUUAUUCACACUGCAACAGCAAAACACGAAAAGUUCUUGUUAGCGACUGCAUCUGGUGAUAUACAAGUUCAUGAAAUUCCAAUACAUCAGUCAAAAAUUCCUGCUUAUACUCUUGGUGCUAUGAUGCCAAGCCUGAGACUCUAUGCCUUUUUUAGUAAGGCGGUGCGAGAACCUGGUACUCCUGAUGGUAGUUCUCACCCACGCAGCAAGUGGAUCAAAGAAUAUACUUAUGAAAAUUUCAAGAUGUCAUUUCUGCAUGCUGAGGUAUUGCUUGAUAAGCUAUGCAACUCUUUGUCCCAGGAAGAGAUUCAAGUCGUAGAAAGGCUUUAUCGUCGUGCUAUGAGACUUAAAAUGGACUUCUUUAAUUCUCAACAGUCUGCCCUGAUCAUCCCAGUAUAUACAAAGCUUGAUCCUAAGGAACAUCUGAUGCUAUUUGCUGAUUUUGAUUUUACAUGUACUGAUCUGGGUUCUUUGGGAAUUUUAAAAAAUAUUGCAAUAGUGACUGCUCAAAAAGCCGAUCAGCUACUGCAGGGUCAGGAUAGAGACAUACCUUCUCAUAUUACAUCAACAAAUUUGAAGAAUAUUUGGGAGCUUCUUUCCCAGCAGUCUACUUUCGAGUAUGAUAAAUGCAUAAAGAAAAUUAUGCUCGGUGAAAAAGCUCUUAGUUUUAAUUAUCAUGGACUCCAGUCACUCCACGGUGCCCUUGUAGAGCUCUCAUCUUCUGAGGGACGAGCGGUUUCAAGAAUAUUUGAUUCUGGUGUACUGAAAGGCAUAAGCUUGGAGGAAAUAAAGCAAGCUGGCAAACAUAUGAUACUUAAAAAUGGUUGUAUGAAUUUUUUCAAGAAGGUGAACAAGCUCGAUGCAUCUGUCAAUAUAAUGUCAUGUUGGAGUGAGGAGCUAACUAGGUCGGCUCUUUCAGGUGGUUUAGACACGUUUGAAGUAGAUGGGAAUGCGUUCAGGUAUGCAGAUGGAAUCUUCACUGGUGAAGUGACUCGUCAGGCACAUCAGUCUGUUAAAGCAAAACGUAAGUAUUUCCAGGACAUGGUGCAGGAGAAAGAAAAUGAACAUGGCUUGAAUGCCCUUACUGUUUUCAUUGGUACCUCAGUAGGUGACUUGCUAUGCCUGCUCGAAGCUGAUAUUGGCAUUGUGAUUGGGUCAAACAGACACUUGAUUGAGGUGGGAAAACACUUUGGUGUUAGAUUUGUACCUCUGCUUGACGGCGUGGUGGUUAAACAGAAAAAACACUUCUACAGUGGCAACCCUAAUGUCUGGAUGGGUGGUCUAUCUGGUAUUCUUUACACAGUUUCUUGUUGGACUGAAAUACAUGCAUUCAUUCUGGGUCGUGAUUUAGAAGACGAUGAACUGAUAGCUCAAACCCAAACCCCAACUUCUUCUUCUUCUGGUUAUUCUUCUACAACACCUUGUUCAUCGACAACAAUGGCAACUGCUGCAACAAACACCACAACAGCAAUAACAACAGAAACGACUUCUUUACAGGUAGUUUCAGGUGGUGGUGGUGAUGAUUUGACUGUGAAAUCAGUACAUAAAAGGUAUGAAGGAUUAGUAGCAGCAAGGAAUAAAGCUAUUACAGGGAAAGGAGCAUGGUACUGGGCUCAUUUAGAACCAAUACUUAUACAGAAUUCUGAUACUGGUUUACCCAAAGCUGUUAAAUUAAGAUGUUCAUUAUGUGAUGCUGCUUUCUCAGCUUCAAACCCAUCAAGAACUGCUUCUGAACAUCUUAAAAGAGGAACUUGUCCUAAUUUCACUUCUAGGUAGCGAACUGUGUGAACAGUGAAGAUUUCUCGAAAUAGUUCUUUUUUUUUUUACUUCUAUUUUGUCUAUAAAUUUUGGCAUGUUCUUUGAUACGAUGACAUAACAUUGUAGUAUCACCAUAUAUGAGGAGGACUUUAUACAGAUUUUGAGCUUGGCU